AUGGUGCACAGUGCAUACGAUUGUUUAGAACUAGUUCCCAAUUUCAACGGCAAGAUCGAAGCAAUCGAAUCCUACGGUUCUAAACUUCUACUCAGUUGCUCCGAUGGAUCUCUCCGAAUUUACGCGCCGGAAACUAAUUCCUCCGAUCGUUCUAAACCCUACGUGCUCGAGAAGAACUAUGCUGGUUUUGCGAAGAAGCCUGUUGUGUCAAUGGAAGUUGUGGAAUCGAGAGAGCUUCUUUUAUCGCUCUCUGAAUCCAUCGCGUUUCAUAGACUCUCGAACUUGGAAACUAUAGCGGUUAUCACCAAAGCUAAGGGCGCUAACGUCUUUUGCUGGGAUGACCGGAGAGGUUUUCUUUGCUUUGGGAGGCAAAAGCGCGUUUGCAUUUUCAGACACGAUGGUGGUAGGGGAUUUGUUGAGGUGAAAGAGUUUGGUGUACCGGAUGUGGUGAAGUCCAUCAGUUGGUGUGGGGAGAAUAUCUGUUUGGGGUUUAGAAGAGAAUAUGUGAUUUUGAAUGCUUCAAAUGGUGCUUUGUCUGAGGUUUUUACUUCGGGGAGACUAGCGCCGCCUUUAGUAGUGCCUCUUCCGUCUGGUGAGCUGCUUCUUGGAAAGGAGAAUAUUGGGGUUUUUGUGGAUCAAAAUGGGAAACUUAUUCCUGAAGGCAGAAUUUGUUGGUCAGAGGCACCCUUGGAAGUUGUGAUUCAGAAGCCAUAUGCUAUUGCUUUGCUUCCCAGAUUUGUGGAGAUUAGAUCUCUUCGACAACCUUAUCCGUUGAUACAAACUAUUGUUCUUCGCAAUGUUCGUCAUCUUUGCCAAAGCAGUAAUUCCGUGAUACUUGCUUUGGAUAAUUCUAUUCAAGGUCUCUUCCCUGUUCCUCUUGGAGCCCAGAUUGUCCAACUAACUGCAUCUGGCAAUUUUGAAGAGGCCUUGUCAUUGUGCAAGCUCCUUCCACCCGAAGAUUCAAGUCUUCGUGCUGCAAAGGAGGGAUCAAUUCAUAUGAGAUAUGCCCACUAUCUUUUUGAUAAUGGAAGCUAUGAGGAGGCUAUGGAACAUUUUCUGUCGGCUCAAGUGGAUAUAACCUAUGUGCUUUCUCUUUAUCCAUCCAUUGUCCUUCCAAAGACAACUGUUGUUCAUGAGCCAGAGAAGUUGGACAUUGAAAGGGAUGCUUCCUAUCUCUCCAGUGUUUCAGAUGAUAUGGAACCCUCACCAUCUGACGAGAAUGCAGCGCUAGAAUCCAAAAAAACAAACCAUAAUAUGCUCAUGGCUCUCAUAAAAUAUUUACAGAAGAAAAGAGGUUAUUUUGUUGAGAAGGCUACUUCAGAGGGAACUGAAGAAGUUGUUUUAGAUGCAGUUGGGGAUAACUUUGCAUCCUACAAUAGGUUUAGAAAAGCAAACAAGGGACGUGGUAUUGUAUCGGUUAGUUCUGGAGCUCGGGAGAUGGCUUCAAUAUUGGAUACUGCUCUGCUCCAAGCAUUGCUUCUUACUGGACAAUCUUCAGCGGCUUUAGAAUUGCUUAGAGAACUUUACAAGUGCAAGUCAUUGCACCGGCAAGCUCUUGAACUUCUUCACAAGUUGGUGGAAGAGUCAAGAUCCAGCCAGUCUGAAAUUACACAAAGGUUCAAGCCUGAGGACAUUGUUGAGUAUCUCAAGCCGCUAUGCGGGACAGACCCCAUACUUGUUCUGGAAUUCUCAAUGCUUGUUCUUGAAAGCUGUCCAUCCCAAACUAUUGAGCUCUUUCUUUCUGGAAAUAUACCAGCAGACAUGGUGAACUCAUACUUGAAGCAGCACUCUCCAAACAUGCAAGCUAGGUACCUGGAACUCAUGCUUGCAAUGAAUGAGAAUGCCAUAUCUGGCAAUCUGCAAAAUGAAAUGGUAAACAUCUACCUAUCUGAAGUACUUGAGUGGCAUGCUGACUUAGAUGCUCAACAAAAUUGGGACGAGAAAACUUUUACCCCAACAAGGAAAAAGUUACUGUCAGCUUUAGAAGGUAUAUCAGAAUACAAUCCAGGGGCUCUGCUGAAACGUCUACCUCAAGAGGCUUUAUACGAAGAACGGGCAUUGUUGUUAGGAAAAAUGAACCAACAUGAACUGGCAUUAUCUCUGUAUGUUCAUAAGCUUCAUGUUCCAGAAUUGGCAUUAUCUUAUUGUGAUCGGGUGUAUUCGCAUCAGCCAUCUCUAAAAAGUUCUAGCAACAUAUACCUAUUGCUAAUGCAAAUCUAUUUGAAUCCUCGAAAGACCACUGCUAGCUUUGAAAUGAGAAUUGCCAAUCUAUUAUCCCCGCAAAGUACAUCCAUUUCUAGAGCUAGUGCAACAUCGAUAAAAAGCAAAGGAGGCCGGGGAACAAAGAAAAUUGCUGAGAUUGAGGGUGCAGAGGGCACAAAAGUUAGUUUGAGCAGCACUGACAGUAGUAGGAGUGAUGAAGAUACGGAUGAAAAUGAGGGUGGCUCUACUAUCAUGCUUGAUGAGGUUCUUGAUCUGUUGAGCCGCAGGUGGGAUAGAAUAAAUGGAGCUCAGGCCCUUAAACUUUUACCCAGAGAGACUAAGUUACAGGAUUUGCUAUCAUUUCUUGGGCCUCUUUUGAGAAAAUCUAGUGAAAUGUACCGUAACUGUUCAGUGAUAAGGAGCUUGAGACAGAGUGAGAAUCUUCAGGUGAAAGAUGAACUGUAUAGUCAGAGGAAAGGAGUUGUGAAGAUAACCAGUGAUAGCACGUGUUCUAUGUGCCGAAAGAAAAUAGGGACUAGUGUUUUUGCUGUCUACCCCAAUGGGAGCACUCUCGUGCACUUUGUCUGUUUUAAAGAUUCUCAAAAUAUGAAAGCAGUGACCAAAGGGUCUCAAUUGAGGAAGCGAUAA
Molecule: messenger RNA, 2850 nt
Organism: Vicia faba (fava bean)
Lineage: Eukaryota; Viridiplantae; Streptophyta; Magnoliopsida; Fabales; Fabaceae
Source: the annotation of a GenBank genome assembly